Molecule: messenger RNA, 3277 nt
Organism: Electrophorus electricus (electric eel)
Lineage: Eukaryota; Metazoa; Chordata; Actinopteri; Gymnotiformes; Gymnotidae
Gene: elac2
Product: elaC ribonuclease Z 2
Biological process (GO): mitochondrial tRNA 3'-end processing
Cellular component (GO): mitochondrion
Molecular function (GO): 3'-tRNA processing endoribonuclease activity
Source: RefSeq, a predicted model, not a curated record
ACCCUAAGCUAACGCGUUUGCAGUGACAUGCAGCGGUAGGAGAGGGUCAACAUGGUAGAUGCGUGUAUGUGUGUUCAGCGGUGCCGUGCGUCGCUGAGUCAUCUGUGAGGUUUAUUAUGAGCGCAGCUAGGCUGGGCUGUAGAGCCUUCACCUGGCGCUUCGGUCAACGCGGCGUGGAGCUUUUUAGGACCAUGGCUACGAACGUGAGGAAGACCAAGCCGCCGAAGGACACGUUACGGCAUGUGAGGAUGAGGGAGCACCGGAGACCCGGGGAGCAGCGUGGCCCGUCCACGGCCUACGUCCAGGUUGUGGGUGCUGGGAGCCGGGAUAACGGAGCAUCGCUGUACGUCUUCUCCGAGUACAACCGAUACCUGUUUAACUGUGGGGAAGGGACCCAGAGAGUGAUGCAAGAAUACAAACUGAAGGCAGCUCGCUUGGACAAAAUCUUUCUGACCAGGAUGAGCUGGGCUACUGUGGGAGGUCUGUCAGGAAUGAUCCUCACUCUUAAGGACAUCGGGGUCCCUGAGUGUGUCUUGUUCGGACCACCACAGCUGGAGAAAUAUCUGAAUGCAAUUCAAGUGUUCUCAGGGCCGCUAGAUGAUAUCAACCUGUCCAUGAGAGCCUGCAAUGAGCCGGACUUUAAAGAUGACACCAUGACUGUCAGUCAAGUGCCCAUCUAUGCUCAGCAUUUAGGGCAGACAGUGAGGCAUAGCAGCAGUCCGAGCAGUUCCAGCUCCAGCCAGUGGAGGGAGCUCUGGCAACCUGAGAAUUGUACUGACAGCAGAGCGACACAGCCAGGAAGCUCAGAAGGCAGAGGCAGAUCAGCGAGGGCCUCCUCUCUGGUGGUGGCUUACGUCUGUAAGCUGCAUCCAAAAAAGGGGAACUUCCUGGUGCAGAAGGCCAAGGAGCUGGGCCUACCUGUGGGAACUGCUGCCAUUGGACCAUUCAUAUCUGCCUUAAAAGAUGGCAAAAGUGUAACCUACGAAGGGAAGGAGAUCCACCCGGCGGAAGUGUGCACGCCUUCAGACCCGGGCCCCGUGUUCCUGGUCAUCGACUGCCCCUCUGAGGAGUUCCUACAGCCCCUCUGCACCAAUCCUGUCCUCGGAAGAUAUCAGGUUGGGGGUACGGAGGACAGCGCCACCCUGGUGGUGCACAUGACGCCGGAGGCAGUGUUGAGGACAGAGGAGUACCAGCACUGGAUGGAGAGGUUCUCUUCCGGUACAGAGCACCUGGUCAUGAACGAGCAGGUGUGUACCAUUCACAACAUCAGAAGCUACAAGAUCCAGACGCAGCUGCACAUGAUCCACGCUGACAUCUUCCCUGAGCUCCAGCACUAUAGAACCACGGAGACCCAGGUUCCACUGCACGUGCCCAGUGUGAGAGCAGAGUGUCUCCUGAAGUACCAGUUGAAGCCCAAAGCCGAGUGGCAGCGAGAUGCCAUCGUCUCCUGUAACAAGGAGGAAUUUGCUCAGGAAGCUGCAGAGGUUCCAGGCUUCCUGCAGGAGGUGGAGAGAUGCAGACAGUUCCAGGCUACAGAUUCUGUCGUGCAGUCUGCAGGCGAGGUGGAGAGGUAUCCUGAGGUGGUGUUUCUGGGUACUGGAUCAGCUGUGCCCAUGAAGAUCAGAAAUGUCAGUGGAACUCUGGUCAAUAUCAGCUCUUCUCACUCUGUGCUCUUGGAUUGUGGAGAGGGCACCUUCGGUCAGAUGUGCCGUCACUAUGGCAACGAUGUGGACGAGGUGUUGUCCAAGUUAUCCACGGUGUUUGUGUCUCACAUGCAUGCGGACCAUCACACAGGCUUGAUUAACGUGCUGCUGCAGAGGGAGCGAGCACUAAACAGUCUGGGGAAGUCCUUCACUCCUGUUUACCUGAUUGCGCCCACUGCCAUCAUGACCUGGCUCAGUCAGUACCACGACCACUGCCAGGAGAUCCUCAGUCACAUCAACUUCAUUCCAGCGAAGAGUCUGAGUGCGGGAGCUGCAGUGCCGCAUUUUAAGACCAAGACCUGCAUUCAGACCAUCCUGCAGAAAACCGACCUGACUAAGUUUCAGACAUGUCUGGUCAGGCACUGUAAGAAUGCAUUUGCGUGUAGUCUGACCCAUCAGUCUGGCUGGCAGCUGGUGUUCUCCGGAGACACCAUGCCCUGUGAUGCCCUGGCGGACAUGGGAAAAAAUGCAACACUGUUGAUUCAUGAAGCCACUCUGGAGGAUGGAAUGGAAGAGGAAGCCAUAGACAAAAGACACAGCACGACCUCGCAGGCCAUCAACGUGGGGAUGAAGAUGGGGGCGGAGUUUAUCAUGCUGAACCACUUCAGCCAGAGGUACGCCAAGAUCCCCCUGUUCAGCGACAACUUCAACCAGCGCGUAGGAAUCUCCUUCGACCACAUGAGGAUCCGGCUGGGAGAUUUCCAGAUCCUUCCACGACUGCUGGCGCCCCUGAGGGUCUUGUUUGCUGAGGAACUCGAGGAAAUGGAGGAGAAGAGAGGAAGAAGAGAACUGAAGUCAGGGAAAACUUUGGAGGUGGAGUCUAACUGGAAGGCAGAGAUAUGUGCAGGAAAAAGAGGUGGGGACAGCAGAGAUCAGGAGGAGCUUAACCAGUUAAUGACCUCAAAGAGGCUGAAGGCCAACUGAGCUUCGAGCCAGAGAGAGGCGGGUCACAGAACUGCUGGGACAGAGCUGUAGCUGGCUGAGCUAAUAGAUAUCAGGUGACCUGUGACCCAACCGAUGAGGAGCCUCGGCAUGUUUUCAGUUUUUCAUGAAAUCCUUAGUUUGAGUAUGUGACGAGAGCAUGAGAGUGGUUGGCACACUGCUGCCCCAACGCGAGGAGAUGCCACCACAUGACACCUUCCACACCCUGGGGCUUCCCACAUCAGCCACGGUAACUGACAGGAGCUCUCAGGGGCAGUGGGAGGGGCUUAGGACAUGCACCGGAGCCUCUGGGGCAGUGGGAGGGGCUUAGGACAUUUAUUGCUGAUGUAACCCCUGUGUUUUCUUACUAUUGUUUGAGUGAUUGGUUAUUGAUCAGUUGAUCUCUAGUUUGAACAGGAUGGUUUUCCUUUUCUGAUCGCUAAUGCAUAUUUUCUGUGUGUAAUAUUAUUUACAUAAAGCUAAGCUCUUUUCUGUUUUAAAAAAAUAAAAAUAUACAUCUGAAUUAAAGUUAGUAUUCAGAGAUGAUUAAUGAUAACAUUAAGGGGCAUUUACUAAAUGUAGCUGUUUCCUGCAUUUCCUGAAUGUAUUGUCAGUCGGAAUAAUUAAAACCAUGAAUGACUAGUCAUAAUCCA